Messenger RNA from Schistosoma turkestanicum, 579 nucleotides. The record is from the annotation of a GenBank genome assembly. Lineage: Eukaryota; Metazoa; Platyhelminthes; Trematoda; Strigeidida; Schistosomatidae.
AUGAGUAGGGUACCCAAAGUUUUCGGCAAGACUUAUACGACUCCGCGAAGACCGUUCGAAAAGGAACGUUUAGACCAGGAGUUGAAGCUAAUUGGUGAAUAUGGUCUUCGAAAUAAACGCGAAGUGUGGAGAGUAAAGUAUGUGCUAGCCAAGAUACGCAAGUCUGCUCGCGAGCUGCUGACACUAGACGAUAAAGACCCUAGACGACUAUUCGGAGGGUCCGCUUUGUUGAGACGUCUGGUUCGAGUUGGUGUCCUUCCCGAAGAUAAAAUGAAACUGGAUUUUGUAUUGGGCUUAAAAAUAGAAGACUUCUUAGAACGAAGACUUCAAACUCAAGUUUUUAAACUUGGCUUGGCCAGAAGUAUCCAUCAUGCGAGAGUUCUCAUCCGUCAGCGACAUAUAAGAGUGAGAAAACAAAUGGUAAACUGUCCGGGUUUCUUGGUACGUUUGGACUCAGGAAAACACAUAGAGUACAGCACAACAUCUCCAUAUGGUGGUGGUCGCCCAGGUCGUGUCAAAAGGAAAAAGGAGCGUAAAGCCCAAGGUGGUGAUGACGAAAAUGGAAGUGACGAAGAGUAA